CAUGUAUGACGGUGUGGAUGCAGUCGGCAUUGACCAACAGCCUGUGACAAAUUACAAUAAUUGGAGGAUUAUUUUCUUCGUCACCUUCAUACUGCUGAGCUUAAUUCUGCAGAACAUGUUCACCGGAGUGAUGGUGGAGAGCUACAGCAGAUGUCAGCGCGGGCGUCAUCAGUUGGACGACCAUGGAAAUGUGGAGCAGGGAGCAGACAGAGGAGUUGAUCAAACUCUGUGGGCAAAACGACCACCUUUUUACCGGCGCCAAAAAUACUGCAGCAGUUGGUUGGAGAACAAUCCUGCAGAAAAUGGGCCUGGGGGGAAAAGUUGAGCCACAACAGGC
Molecule: messenger RNA, 337 nt
Organism: Cyprinodon tularosa
Lineage: Eukaryota; Metazoa; Chordata; Actinopteri; Cyprinodontiformes; Cyprinodontidae
Product: voltage-dependent T-type calcium channel subunit alpha-1I-like
Exons: 4
Coding region: 2-325 (107 amino acids)
Biological process (GO): membrane depolarization during action potential; calcium ion import; neuronal action potential
Cellular component (GO): plasma membrane; voltage-gated sodium channel complex; neuron projection
Molecular function (GO): low voltage-gated calcium channel activity; voltage-gated sodium channel activity
Source: RefSeq, a predicted model, not a curated record